Messenger RNA from Coregonus sp. 'balchen', 2676 nucleotides. The record is from the annotation of a GenBank genome assembly. Lineage: Eukaryota; Metazoa; Chordata; Actinopteri; Salmoniformes; Salmonidae.
AGACUGAGACAGGUCUGGGUCUAGACCUCCAUGCCAGGCUAGAUGAUGAAGAGCCUCCAGUUCAGAAGCAUCGCCCCAAAGGCCCCAGCAGCGGUGGUUCCCUCCCCGACCCCCGUCCUGUCCUGCCAGCACCCCUCUGCCCUCCCUGAGGCAGCCUCUACAGCCGUCAGCCCCAAAUCCAUCCUGGUCCCGGCCCAGAACUAUGCCCUGAUGCAGGUAGCAGGACAGGAGGGCACCUUCUCUCUGGUGGCCCUGCCGCCCUCCGUAUCCCCUCAAUCUCCACAGCAACAACAGCCGCAGCAACAGCCAAUCCAGAAGAACCUGAAGCUGCCCAUCCCCAGGUACCAGCCAAUGAGGACCAAGAGCACCCCGGAGAAGGUCAAAUUAGCCACAUCCACCGCCGUGACAACCCGGCCACAAAGGUCGAUAGCGGCGGUAAAGAAGAAGUUGUCAUCGCCGGAACCCAAGGAGGAGCCAGCAAAACAGGUCAUACUGAUCGACUCCACAGCCUCCUCUGAGAUCUCAGCCCUCACAGCCCUGCUCCCGGACAACGCUGUGCUCUACUCUGGAUCUCCGCUGGAGCGAGUAGCAGUGGUGGACACCACCAUCAACCACCGGUCCACUCCUGCCCCCGGCCCGGGCCCCAUCACCAGCAUGCUGCAGAACCUCCACUACCCAUCUGGUGGUGUUACUAAAAGCUCCCCAAUCAAACUGCCACAGGAGGAGCGCAACGGUAAGGGCGUCAGGCCAUGCCAACCCAAGCCUGUAGCCCAACAGCCCCAGCCCCAGCCCCAUCCACAGCCAGCUAGUAGCAGCAUCACCGUCCUCUCUCCAGCCAUCUUCAGCAAAGCUGUCCAGAUUAUCCCCUCCCCACCCAAAGGCAAGCUGCCCAUCCUGCCCUACUCCAACAUAAAAAGCACCCUCAUACCUGCCACCAAACUCAACCUCAAUGCCAUAUCCCCCAAAAAGGCUUUCCCCAGCCAGCCUGGCUUGCCCGGCCUCACCCCGUAUCCCUCUGAUCCCCAGUCCAAGACCCCAGAGACUGCCGAGGCCCUCUGUCAGAACCACAUGCCAAACUCCCUGCUGCAGAGCCAGCCUCAGGCCAAGACCACAGGCACCCUGUCGCUGCUGGGAACGCUUCAGAUGCAGAAACCACCGGGCAAGAAGAGGGGGAGGAAGAGGAAGACAAUGGAGGAUAUUCUGGCCUUCGAGGCAAGGAAGAAGAGGUCCUUGUCGUUCUUUCGGAGGAGGGUUCCAGAGAAGCCUUCUCCUUCGGCUGUCAUCUCGCAGCAGAGGGAGGUGGACAUCUCUAAGAAGUACCGCAGCAUCAGACCCAAGCCUCACCACAUGCUGCUGAUGGAGACAGUUCCCCAGCUGGUCAGCCUGCCAUCCCUCACCUCCUCCGACAGCCUGGAACCAGAGCUCCUCGUAGGGCACCAACUCUCUGCCAAGGUCCUGGAGCCUGGUCCUCCCCAGCCCCAGUCAGCCUCUACCCCGCUUCACCUGAGAGGGGGUAGUUCCUCUCAGAGGGUCUACCUGGGCAGUAGCCGGCCCCUCCACCACUGCCCCACCUGCAGCCGCUGCUUCCAGUUCAAACACCACCUGCAGAGCCAUAUGAACAGCCACACCAACAGUAGGCCUUAUGUCUGUCCAGUGUGCCGUAAGGCCUAUGCCCACUCCGGCUCCCUCAGCACGCACAUGAAGCUGCACCACUCAGAGAGCCGACCACGCCGGACGCUUCGCUGUGAGUUCUGUGAGAAGGCAUUUGGCUACGUGGGCGUGUACUUCAGCCAUCUGAGGGAGGUGCAUAAGGUCAUCCUGACUGUGGAGCCGUCCAUCAGCCAGCAUGAAGACGACGUGCCUGUGGAGGGGUGACUACCUACAUUUUCUGAAUUAUAAAUAGUACCUACAUACUGGUAUACUUAUCUCAUCAAUAGGACUCUUGACUUUUGGUCACUGUCAGUUUGAUUAAUUUCUUAGAAUAUUAAUAGCUUCUCAUCACUUUUCAUAAAACACCACAGUUCUUCCUCCCAUCAUGUCUGUCUCCAUCUUGUAUGUGUCUCCAGGGCGAUGUCUCCAGACCUGGGGGACGAGCAGGGCCAGGAGGAGCGCGAGGACCCGGUGGAGCUCCAGAUCAAGUGUGGCCGCUGUCAGGCCAUCACCCCCACCUUCGCCGACAUGAAGCUGCACCUGCUCUACGUGCACGGGGAGGAGGUGCAGGUGCACCUGCGGGAUGGGGCUGGGGGGCUGGGAGGGGCACUCCAAGGGGGCAGGGAGGCUGAGGAUGAGCUGGUGAAACACGCCGCCCACUACUGGCGCCAGCUCAACGAGAAGAGGAACCUGGUCCGGUGCGGGAGCUGUGACGAAGAGUUCUUCUCCUUCUCCAAGCUGAAGCGUCAUAUCCUCUCCCACCACCAGGGGGGGGCGGAGGACGAUGGGGAUGGAGACGGAGAGGGGGAGCCGACCGGCUGCUCGGCCCGAGAAGGGCGAGGGGUCCUCGGGCAGGGCUCAGUGUUUAACUGUGUGCUGUGCAGCCAGGUCCUGGACAGUAAGGAUGAGGUGAUGGAGCACUGGACAGGCCACCACCACUGUGAGGAGACCCAGGUACUCUGGGAGGCCCUCAGCUCCUACUCAGGGGACAGGGAGAUGGACUCGCCCUCUCACAGCCCACAUUAA